AUGUCCCUAAGCAGUGGCACUGCAGGCGGGAAAGGUGUGGACUCGAAUGCGGUGGACACUUACGACAGCGGCGAUGAAUGGGACAUUGGUGUUGGCAAUCUGAUCAUUGACCUUGACGCCGACCUAGAGAAGGACAAACUUGAGAUGUCUGGCACAAAGGAGGGGGGUGGAAUGGCAGCCCCUCCCAGCGCUGUGGCGGCACUGCCGGACAACAUCAAAUUUGUCAGCCCUGUGCCCGCCCCUCAAGGCAAGGAGAGCAAAUCCAAAUCCAAACGUAGCAAAAACUCUAAGGACAGUGGCAAGGCCUCGGCCACAGAUGGGGCCAAGAAAGACACCCAAGGGCGAACCCAGGGUGAGGGUACAGGACCAGCUGCAGGCACGGGCACUACACCCAUUGCCAACUCCGGAAAAGGUGUGGAGAAAAGCAGCAAGGCCUCCCGUAAUGUCCCUAGCGGAAAGAAGGAAAAAGAAGCAGGAUCCGGGAAAAGUAAAAAGGAAAAAAUUGAGGGAGGAACGACAGGGACUGUGCCUGCUGAAAAAGAUGGGGUGGCUUCAGUUUUGCCCAUGGGGACCACCCGCAGUGCCCCAUUUGAGGGAGCACAAACUACAGACUUGGCAGGUGCUGAGCAGCUGGGAAAUAUUGCAUUGGAGUCUGCUGGGAUUGUCCCACCUUUGACUAUUAAAAGUGAACCUGAAGAGAUGGACAACGGCGACUGCAGGAACUUGAAGAAAGUGAAAAGUGAAAAGAUGGAGUCUCCAGUCUCCACACCAGCACCUCCACCUCUGCACCUCUUGGCUCCUGUGGGCAACAGUGACAUCUCCUCUCCCUGCGAGCAGAUCAUGGUGCGCACACGCUCCGUGGCCGUCAACACCUCAGACGUGGCCCUGGCAACUGAACCAGAAUGCUUAGGGCCUUGUGAACCAGGCACUAGUGUAAACCUGGAAGGAAUUGUGUGGCAGGAGACAGAGGAUGGUAUGCUGGUGGUAAACGUCACAUGGAGAAACAAGACAUACGUGGGCACUCUUCUGGAUUGCACUCGGCAUGACUGGGCCCCACCACGCUUUUGUGAGUCACCUACAAGUGAUUUAGAGAUGAGGAAUGGACGGGGCCGGGGCAAAAGGAUGAGACCCAACAGCAACACUCCAGUUAACGAAAACAGCAAUUCUUCUGACAACAAAGGCAGCGGAAGCAGCAAGACCCGUGCAGCAUCCAACAGCAAAGGUCGGCGAGGCAGCCAGAACUCAUCUGAGCGGCGAACUCCUCCCAACAGCAAUACAGAGGAUGUCAAAGCCAGCCCAUCAUCUGCCAACAAACGCAAGAACAAACCUGCUUCUGAUAUGGAGCCGAACUCAAGCUCAGAGGACACUAAGGGUAGCAAGCGCAUGCGCACCAACUCUAAUAGCGGAAUGCCGCACGCCGUCCUCCCCAUCCCUACCAUCAAGACCGAGCCUCUUCCCCCCUCUCUGGACCGCAGCUGCCCGUCACCGGUACUCAUUGACUGCCCCCACCCAAACUGCAACAAGAAGUACAAGCACAUCAAUGGUCUGAAAUAUCACCAGGCUCGUGCCCACAAUGAUGAUGACAUCAAGUUGGACAUGGAUGGUGACAGUGAAUAUGGAGAGGACUCUACUUUACACCCGGAGCCUGGCAACUGCAAUGGGGCCUCCAUCUCUCAAAAAGGCUGCCUAUCUCCAGCCCGUUCUGUCACACCCAAAGGCAGAGGAUUUGAUGCUCAGAGCCCAUCCCCCUCCUCAGGCAAGUUUACCUCUAAGCAGUCAAGCAAAAAGAAGCCAUGUGAGGCUGACCACGACACUGGGGCUGUACCCAUGGAUGGCUGUGAAGAUGGCCCCUGUCUCACUGAUGAGGCCAGCAAUGAUGGCAUUGAUGACAAGAAAGGCAUGGACAAGGACAAAGCUAAGAAGUCCAGUAGUGGCUCAAAGGCUGACAAGCUUGUCCAGAAGGGCAUGAAGUCUGCUCGGCCUGUAGCACCCUCUAUGCCCCCUCAGCAGCUCUAUACCCUCCAAACAUCUGGAUUUCCUUCUGGAAACCCUGGCUCCUCUCCAGGUAUGACUACAGUGGUGCAAUCCAUCCCCAAAAGCCCUCAGUUAAAAGCCAUUCAGCCCAAGCCUGCAGUGAUGGGAGACUCCUCCUCUGUGAAUCCCGUCCUGAGUGCUUCCAAGGAUAAGAAGAAGAAGGACAAGAAAAAGAAGGAUAGUGGUAAAGAGGGUGACAGCCCCAAAGCUCAGGGGAAAGUAGGAAAACCUGAGGGGGGAAAGAGCCCUUACUCUGAGUCCUCAGACCCAGGAAGUAAGAGUGAUGGACUCCUUAAUGGCUCUGCAGACCCCCACCAGAGUCGCCUGGCUAGCAUCAAGGCUGAGGCAGAUAAGAUCUACAGUUUCACUGACAAUGCUCCCAGUCCGUCCAUAGGGGUGGCCAGCCGAAUGGACAGCGGAGGCUUGACGCAACCUCUCACACCACUCCAUGUGGUCACACAAAAUGGAGCGGAUAAUUCCUCAGUGAAGACCAACAGUCCAGCAUAUUCAGACAUCUCUGAUGCAGGGGAGGAUGGCGAGGGCAAGGUGGAGGGCAUGAAGACCAAGACUGAGGACCAGUCUGGCAGAGAGGGAGCCAAGAAGGCACUCUUCUCUUCCCAGCCUCCCAGCAAAGACUCCCCGUACUACCCCAAUUACGACACUUACUACUCACCCAAUUAUGCCAACCCCAAUCCUAGUCCAAGUGUUUCUACCUCUGGUGCCACACUACAGGAUGGUGGCCCUGUUAAGGUGAAGAAAGAGGAAGAGCAGGAGCAAGGAGAUGAGAAAGGAAAACCAGAGCAGCAGGAGGAUCGCAAGGUGGAGAUAAAUGUUUCCAGCCAGCAACAGCAACAACAGCCCUCAGUAAUCCAGCAACGCUCCAACAUGUUUAUGCAACCACUCUACUAUAACCAGUAUGCCUAUGUGCCACCAUAUGGCUACCCAGACCAAGCCUACCAUAAUCAUCUGAUGAACACAAACCCAGCCUACAGGCAACAGUGCGAGGAUCGCCAGAGGCAGGCAGCUGAACAGCACCGUGCUGCAGAGAAGAAAUCUGAAAGUGUUCAGAAAGACAGGGAGGCAUCCAUGAAGGCAGAGGAGUGGAAGCAGAAAGCCUCGGUUCCCCCAACCCUGUCUAAGGCCCCUAGCCUCUCAGACCUGGGCAAACCUCAACCGCAGGGAAAGCCCAAAGACCCCUCUUCAGAACCAGCCAAGUCAGUCAUAAUUCCUAAAGGUGAAGAUGCUAAGGCACAACCUCAACAGGCUGAAGGACUGAAGAUGAAACUUAGCGAGAGUGGGCACCAUGCUAAAGAGGAACAGAAGCCUGGAAUGGAGUCUGGCAGGCCAUCAGCUAUGGAGCAAGCCAUGUGGUACAGACAGGAGCCUGAUUCUCGACUGUGGCCCUAUGUCUACAGUAAAUACCCUGAGGCUCAGAAACCUCAAGAUGAGGAACGGUGGAAGGAAGAGAGAGAUCGGGACAGAGAACGGGAUCGGGACAGAGACCGAGAUAGGGAAAGAGACAGAGAGAGAGACCGUGACAGGGACAGGAAAGGCAAAGAUGAACGGACACGUCCCAAAGAGGCAACACCAAAAGAGGAGAUCAAGGAGGGGGCUGAACCACGAACCUCUUCUGCCUCAGAGGAGCACAGAGGAAUGGGGAAAGACCCUCGAGCUGUGGCACACAUGCAGUUCUCCUCUCCCCUGCCACAGCACCAGUCCUAUAUGCCCUACAUGCAUGGAUACCCGUACGGCCAGGGCUAUGACCCCAGCCACCCAGGAUACCGUGGAAUGCCGUCAGUGAUGAUGCAGAACUAUCCAGGUUCCUACCUGUCAGCAGGAUAUUCCUUCUCACCAUAUGGAAGUAAAAUGCCUCCAGGUGAGGAAGGAGAGAAGGCUCGAGCUAGCCCAACGGUCAGCGGCAAAUCGGCGCCCGAGUCCAAGGCCUUGGACAUACUGCAUCAGCAUGCCAGCCAGUACAAGAGCAAAUCUCCCACAGUCAGUGACAAGACCCCUCAUGACAGAGAGCGGGGUGGAGGUGAGCGGGAACGAGACAUCGACCGUCCUCGUUCCUCCCCAUCCCAACGCAUCAUGCCUCCUCACCAUCACAUUGGCUACCCACUGCUCUCAGGGCAGUACGACCUGUCCUAUGCCACAGGUCUCCCCUCAUCAGCUAUUGUUGCCAGUCAACAAGCUUCUGCCCCAUCCCUUUACCCGCCAGCACGGAGGUGAGAAUGGGACAAGUGACUGCCUGACCUCAAUCUUGCCUGCAGCCAUGUGACUGGAUCACAUGAAGAAGUGUGUGGAGCCUGUUUAGACAUCAGUUCAAUGGUGUUCCUGUAUUUUUUGGUUUCUCCGCCUGGAUGUCCCGGCAUUUUUGAUCCUCCAACACUUUGGACAGAAAGGGACAGUGGGUGUCAAACUCACCCUCCUUUGGAAAUGCCUGCCUGGCUGCUUCCCUUCCCUCUCUGUACCAGUGGAUACACUCUUGUGAGAGGAUAC
Chanos chanos (milkfish) is the source of this 4533-nucleotide messenger RNA. It is a transcript of the gene znf609a, whose product is annotated as zinc finger protein 609a. Gene Ontology annotation, biological process: regulation of transcription by RNA polymerase II. Gene Ontology annotation, cellular component: nucleus. The coding region runs from base 1 to 4263 and encodes 1420 amino acids. The transcript is spliced from 8 exons. The record is from RefSeq and is a predicted model, not a curated record. Lineage: Eukaryota; Metazoa; Chordata; Actinopteri; Gonorynchiformes; Chanidae.